UGCUAUUGGAGCGGUGAUGAGUUAAUUUUAAAUUUGAACGCAUCGCUUCAAUGAUACUACAAUUUUUUUUCUCGUCAUUGUUAUUUAACGUAUCUUAAACAGUGUAAACGUGUUUUUCUUUUCAUCUUGUGUUUGUAGAGUCGCCUUCAAUAUACGUCUAAGAUAUUGAUUUUUAAACGUUGGAACUUGUUUUAAACUUUCCGUCGUAAUCAUUUCGUUUACGGGCUUUUUUUCGAUAUUUAAUAUUAAUUUGUUUAACCUAACCAUAGUUUUGUUAAAUAUAAUAACGGUUUCGUUGUUAAACAUAAUGAGUUAAAAUAAAAAUAACAAGUGUGUGCUGACAAAGAAAAAGAGUUGGAUGUGCAAUAAUAAAUUCUUCAAAAAUAAAGAAGAGUAGAAAUUGGCUACGCCAAACAAAGAAAAAAAAGUGGAUUUAUAACAACAAAAACUAUACAAAAAAGUAAAAUAUACUCCCUAACUUGUUUGGUUGGUUAGUUGACUAGCUGGAAUGGUUGACUGACUUCCCAUACACAUACUCGUUCGUGUAUACAUUUCGUAGUAGUAUCAGUAACAAAUUCGUAGUAUUGCUCAUUGGUAUUCAGCCACUUGGAGCUAGUUUGUCAUUAUAUCCCGUCUAAUGCACAGAAAUCACGGCGCGUCUUGUGAUCAUAUAAAGUAAAUGACUGAUUGCUAGUUAAACCACCAACAACAGCAGCAGUAGCCGCAACCAAAUGAGGAAUCUUGUGAUUACCUCUUUUGGAGUAUAAAUUUAAUAACUAAUGGACUGUGAUUUGGAUAGCAGUGGAAAUAUUUAUACCUACACAACCUCAAACACUUACAACAUACAUACAUACAUACAAAAAAAUAAUGCUACUAACCAGCUACUGCAAACAACUCAUUAGCUAGUUUAGUUAAAACCAUCUAAGUGUUUAAAACCUCUUAAAUUGUUGCCAACAAAAAAUUAUAAAUUUAAACAAAAUGUUUUACAAAAACAACUCACUAAAUUCUUAAAAAUAAUAAAAAAUCCACAAAACUUUUUCUUAAGCCCCUUUUUUCCUUAAAGUUGGGCUCUUUUAAUAAUACAAAAAAAUUACAAUUAAAAAUCAUUAAAAAACCAAAUCUCCUCCUAGUGUUUGUUUAAGUUAUUAACGUGUUUUCGUAAAAAACGCCACUCACAAUUAACUGUGUUCCGUGUAUAGUAUGCGAAUUAGUUCACAGUGGAUUCAACGAAUAAAAUGGCCGUUGGACCGACGGAGGGCAAGCAACAACCUCCAACAGAAACCUUCUCACCCGCACCUGCACAUCAAAUUAUAGCACCCAGCCCGAUAUUGGCUGUACCGACGCUUGCCUUUUCCGCCGCUCAAGUGGAGAUUGUAUGCAAAACAUUGGAGGAUUCUGGUGAUAUUGAACGUUUAGCCAGAUUUCUCUGGAGUUUACCAGUGGCCUUGCCGAAUAUGCAUGAGAUAUUAAAUUGUGAAGCUGUGCUCAGGGCCCGUGCCGUUGUCGCCUAUCAUGUUGGAAACUUCAGGGAACUUUAUGCAAUAAUUGAAAAUCAUAAAUUUACAAAAGCUUCGUAUGGCAAAUUACAGGCUAUGUGGCUAGAGGCCCACUAUAUAGAGGCUGAAAAAUUAAGGGGACGUUCGUUGGGUCCUGUCGAUAAAUAUCGUGUACGUAAAAAAUUCCCCCUGCCACCCACCAUCUGGGAUGGUGAACAGAAAACGCACUGUUUUAAGGAACGUACAAGAAGUUUAUUGCGUGAAUGGUACCUACAAGAUCCCUAUCCGAAUCCAACGAAAAAACGAGAAUUAGCCAAAGCGACGGGUUUAAAUCCAACACAAGUGGGAAAUUGGUUUAAAAAUCGACGACAAAGAGAUCGAGCAGCGGCGGCGAAAAAUAGAUUACAACACAAUCAAAACUCUGGUAUGGGACGUAGACGACCCGAUGGUGCUCCCUCUCCAACACCCUCUGACACCUCAGAUUCAGACAUUUCACUGGGCACACAUUCGCCCGUACCCAGUAGCUUGCAUUUACAACACAGUCCCGGUUCCACCUCGAACGGAGCCAACGAUCGUGAUGAGAGUUUAAGCGUGGACGAUGAUAAGCCGCGAGAUCUCUCUUCCUCUUUGUCAUCAACCAGUAUACCUGCAUAUCCAACGUCGGCAUUGCCACCAACCUGCUUGCCCGCCUUUAAAUUAGACGCAGCAGCAACAAGUCUCUUUAGUGCGGGUUAUUUGCAAAGUUUUGCCAAUUUCAAAGAAAUGACCCAACAAUUUCCCAUACAACCCAUGGUUAUAAGACCACAUCCACAGCUGCCGCAAGCUUUGGCCAGCCUCAAUGGUAAUCAUUUACAUCCGAAUUAUGCCUCUACCGCCUAUGCUGUUGAUUGUUCCACGCAAGCAACAAGCGCGGCAGGACAACCACCAAAAAUACGCGUCAAUUCACCCGAAAAACUUAAUUCAGCAGCCAAUUCAAUAGCGGCCACACUAACCGCAGUAGCUCAUCCACAUCUUGCCCAUCACCACCAUCAUCAUCAUAAUCAUCAUCACAAUCACCCAGCACCUCCCUCAACCAUACAAGAACACUCCAGCAGUCCUUCGGCCACCUCAACAACAACAAGUUAUCAUCAUAACGCACAAUUGCUACAUCGACCUUUUUCAACAUCGCCUGAUAUUAAUCAUAGUGCCACCGAAAUAACAUGAUAUCGUACAAGAGUACAGUGAAAUGACAAAAAAUCCUUAGAGGAUCUAGUGUACAGUGCGUGUAAGAGUGAGAAAGGUCGUUAGACUAAGUGUUAAGCAAGCAAGAGCAAAAAACAAAUCCCUUAAUCCUGAAAACGUAAUUUUUUCUUUAUUAGAAAUUUAAUUAUUAUGAAACUAAAACAAAAUAUUUAAAAAGAUUUAAAGCAAUCAUUGUUAGAUAAAGAAAAUCUCAAAAAUUAAAACUUUAAUAAAAAAAAACGGAAACACUCGGCAAAAAUUAGUUAAA
Messenger RNA from Lucilia cuprina (Australian sheep blowfly), 2985 nucleotides. RefSeq names its product protein Optix. Gene Ontology annotation, cellular component: transcription regulator complex; nucleus. Gene Ontology annotation, biological process: regulation of transcription by RNA polymerase II. The coding region runs from base 1236 to 2699 and encodes 487 amino acids. The transcript has 4 exons. Gene Ontology annotation, molecular function: DNA-binding transcription factor activity, RNA polymerase II-specific; RNA polymerase II cis-regulatory region sequence-specific DNA binding. The record is from RefSeq and is a predicted model, not a curated record. Lineage: Eukaryota; Metazoa; Arthropoda; Insecta; Diptera; Calliphoridae.